AUGGGACGUCGCGAUAGACAUAGAGAGCCCUCGAUCUCGCCGCCGCCUCCCCCGCCUAUGGGGCAGCCACCACCGCCAGAUCCCACUUAUCACUUUGAGAACUACGAGAACGGCAAACCGAAAUGGGCGCCUGGAAAAGACAACCAGAGAGACUAUCGCGACUAUCGCGACAGCCGCAGAGGGGAUCAUCGUCGUCCACGAAAGGAGCGGCCUGUAGAUGAUGCGCCCCCGCCGCCAUAUCCAAUGAACCCUCCUCCCCCACCGGGAGCAGCACAAUAUCCACCUCCCCCACCAGGAGCAUCAGAUUAUCCACCUCCCCCGCCUGGAGCAGCGCAACCACCGCCGCCGCCAGACCCACGCGACCACCGAGACCGCGGCGCUCGACCACGUCGCCAUCGUAGACAGCCGUCCUACUCUUCCGACGACUCAGAAUCAGACUCCCCACCCCCACCACGACGCAGCCACCGCGAGGAGCGUCCCCGUGAAGAGCGCCCCCGUCGAUCGAAGCGCGAGGACACCUACGACUCAUAUGAUGAACACUACCCGCCUCGCAGACCCAAGGACGAAGGCCGCCGUGACCGCGAUGGCUACAAGUCCGAAGGCUACAAAUCGGACCGUCGGCGCAGAGACCGAGACCCUUACUACGAUGACCGCGACCGUCGAGACAAGCCACGUGACGACCGCAGACGCCGCGAUGACCGUUACGAGGACCGAUACGACGACAUGUUCAACAGCAAGCCGCGUCGCGACUCUCGCUACGACGACAGAGAUCGGGAUAGGCGCGGUCGAUACGACGACGAUGACCGCUACGAUGACCGCCGUAGAAGUGGUAGAGACGUUGGCAAGCCAGGAAAGCCUGGGCAGCCUGAGUGGCAGAGGCAGGCUAUGGGCAUGUUCAAGGACUAUGCGCUGCCCAUCAUCAAGAAGGAGGGUGCCAAAUAUGUGCAAAAACAAAUGGCUAAUGGCUUUGGGAGGCGCUAG
This is a messenger RNA of Alternaria atra, 981 nucleotides long. RefSeq lists its product as uncharacterized. The transcript has 3 exons. The record is from RefSeq and is a predicted model, not a curated record. Bases 1 to 981 code for a protein of 326 amino acids. Lineage: Eukaryota; Fungi; Ascomycota; Dothideomycetes; Pleosporales; Pleosporaceae.